This is a messenger RNA of Cottoperca gobio, 4702 nucleotides long. RefSeq names its product GDNF family receptor alpha 3 (gene gfra3). Gene Ontology annotation, cellular component: external side of plasma membrane; signaling receptor complex. The coding region runs from base 601 to 1962 and encodes 453 amino acids. NCBI's taxonomy places the organism in Eukaryota, Metazoa, Chordata, Actinopteri, Perciformes, Bovichtidae. Gene Ontology annotation, biological process: nervous system development. Gene Ontology annotation, molecular function: signaling receptor activity. The transcript has 9 exons. The record is from RefSeq and is a predicted model, not a curated record.
UCAAAGAUUGCAACAGCUGUUUGUGGGCUUUUGACGAUGUGACGAUGUUAAUGAUAGAUAUAUUUUUUUACUGGAAACGAUCUAUUGGACCUUUGGCAAUGACACAGCAGUGUUCUUUUUGGAAUAUUACCUAUUACAGGAUUAUGAUGAGACUUCAUAGCAUGAUCGCAGAAUGCACCGGGACCCCCUCACCAGUGGAGCCGCGUCGUGAUGACUGUCCGCGGGCAGAGCUGCAGCCCGGUGACGCUUGACAUUUCCUCCAUUCAGUAGUAGAUUUCUCCACGCGACGCUGCGCGGUGAAACUGGAGUCUUGGCACAAACAGUGUCACUCUCUCGCACUUAGAGGCGGUCUUUGCUCCAACACGUUCCUCCGAGGCUUCUCCUUCCUUCCUCCUGGGGAUUUGAAACUUGAGCGACUUUCCCGUCACAGGCAGAGAAUAAAAGGCGAACGGACUGAUAGUGUCGGUGCGGUGAAUGUAGCGGCAGGCUGGGCGUCUGUCUGCGGGGCGCACAGCGGUACUGCUGGACCAGCCGAGAAGAGAACGCACCAAGUCCCGUCCAACAUCCCCGUUCAGCGCCGGCGUCCCAAACUCGAUAAACAUGAUUCUCCUCGGGGUUGUGCUCGCUCUCUUCUUCUCAGGUGUGUUGCCAUCCUCAGCAUCCAUCUUUCCUUUCCCUACCAUCCCAACUGACUGUGUUGAAGCUCAUCGAGUGUGCUCCGCCGACCCCCGGUGCGAGGCGUUGUACAGGGGCUUGGAGCUGUGUGCGGCCGACGCAGCGGUAUCCCCGCUCGGGGAACAGGCGGCUGCUGAGUGCCUGGAGAGGCAGGACGCUCUGCUCGCUAAACACCCCGCUCUCUUGGUCUGCAAGUGCCAGCGUGGCUACCGCAAGGAGGAACAGUGUCUCCGCAUAUACUGGAGGGUUCGGCUGCUGCCAGGAGAGGAUGAGUUGGAAAUAUCUCCCUAUGACGACACACUGAUGGAUACUCGCAUGGCCUCCUUAGUGGCAGCCUCAUCUUUCAUGCAACUGGAUGGUGAGAACCAGUGCCUGAAGGCAGCACAGGACUGCGGCCUGUACGAGAAGUGUGGUGCUCUGCGAUCAGAGUAUGUCCUGGCUUGCACCAAGCGGGUUCCCGGGACCAACCGAUGCAACCAGCAUAAGUGCCAUCGAGCCCUGCGACGCUUCCUGGAGCGGGUGCCUGAGGAGUACAGCCUGGGUGUCCUGUUCUGCCCCUGCACCAACACCCUGUGUGGUGAGAGGAGGAGGAAAACCAUCGUACCCUCCUGCUCCUACCAGGAGAUGGACAGUCUGCAACCUAACUGCCUCCACCAGCAGAGCUCCUGCCGCCAAGAUGACCUCUGCAGGUCCAGACUGGCUGAUUUCCUUAAUAACUGCCAGCCAUCUCCUCUGACGGCCAGCGGCUGUCUGAAAGACUCAGCAGGCCUGUGCCUCCGAGCCUACGCUGGACUCAUCGGUACCAUCAUGUCUCCCAACUACAUCAGUAACAGCUCUGCAGACGUGUCGCUGUGGUGUAACUGUGAAGGCAGCGGCAACCAGUGGCAGGAUUGUCUGAGACUGCAGAGCGUGUUCACCCAUAACACCUGCCUGCGUAACUCUAUCAGUUGGAUGGGGAGCCCCGGCUCCCUGCCUGCAGACUUCACCCCCCCUCCUGCUCCCAGACCCUCCCCGCUGGUUCAGCAGGAUGAGCUGCUGAGCAACAACCACCUGCCUGAACACAACAACAUUGUGGUGGAGAUUGAGGAAGAGGAGGAACUGACACAGAGAGAGGAGGAUGGUGAUGAAGGUGGCCAGUUUGACGUCAUCCCGCUGUACUCAGAGAGGGCCACCGUCUCCAACCUGGGCUCUUCCGGGACAGGUGGGGCUACAUCCCUCACCACUGGCCUUCCCAAAUCUGCACUACUGAUCCUUCUGAUUCUGUCUGCCUCCCUCAGUUGGGGGUAGAACAGAGGAUAUAAAGAAGACACACUCACACACACACAUAUACCUGCACACACUCACAUAUGAUGGACCUGCCUACAAUCGUGGACUGAUCGUUGUAAAAUGAUAGGAAACACAGUGAAGAAAUGGACUUCACAUUUUGUCAGUAGCAUCCUCUUGAUUCCUUACUUCUGUCCUUGCUUCCCUCUUUUCUUCUUUUGACAAUUACACUUUGUUCAACGUGGUCUGACUGCAGCUGCUGUGAUGUAUUAAAGUCCUGUGAGUCCAAAUAACCUAGUUGUGGUAGGUGUGCUGCCAUCAACCACUGAGCAUAAUGUAGCUGUCCCUGUCAGUAAAAAUAUGUUCACUUGAGUGGGCAUCUCGGUUGUUAGGACAAACAUAUUAGAGGGCCAAGGUGUGUUGAAAAAUAAAAAACUGUUGUAUGCAAUCGCUGGCAGUUCAACACAAGCAAAUACAAAAUAUAUACAUUAAGCUCGCACAGUUAAUGUCUGGUUAACUUAGCAAGAGGAUACAAAUAUGUACCAUAAUAAAAGUAGCUAGGCCACCUUUGUAUUUAUCUGGUGUGCCCACAAUACUAGCAGAGGAGGAUACGCUAACGAUCUGAGAAUAAGAUGUUAACUCUCCCGAGUCAUUGCAAUGUCUUUUCCUGUUCUUCCCAUUCUGCAUAGCAUACAAUGUAAUAAUCACUAACUAACACAGUGCAUUAGGCUGCACGCAUGGUACGAAAUAAAUGUUAGCAUUUUUGGCUGAGAGCAGCACAAAAACACAGCACAUCAUGUUGCAUUCUGUUGGAAUCUUUUAAUGAUAUGAAUAUGGAUUUGUUGAUUUUAUUCAUCAAUGGAGCUCUGAUUUUUUUAACUGCUCAGCGUUCCCAAGCUGACUAGCUAUAACUUUAUCAACUAUCCUCGCAAUAUAAUGAAAUUGCUGGAUGCACAGAAACAGGCUCCAAACUCUUUUUAGUGAAAAGUUGCAACAUAGAAAAAAGAAAUCUGAAAAGGUUGCUACAUGUGAUUAUGCAAACAAGCAUUUUAGCAUGCUAAUGAAUUUAGCUAGUUAAGUUGAUAAUGACACUGUAUACAAACAUCUCAUUUAUGAUACAGCCUGUUCUUGAUUUAUAGCUUCUACAAAAUCCACCAAUAGCUGCUUUUUAAAAGGAACACAGUCAAAAUAAUAAUAUAAUAAUAACAACCCAAAGUCUGGUAUCUAGCUAUCAUUAGCAGCUAAACAAAAUGUAGUGUCAAACAUUACAUUACAAAUUAUUAUUAUCUUUAAACCCACAUAGAUAGUUGUCCUACAUUUCCUGUUUUUGGAGUCAAAUCAGCUGAUGGGCCAGAAAAGUGGACAAACAAAAAGUCUGAGUGCUGAAGAUAAACCCCACACAUACCCACACACACAGGAAGGCCCGACGGCUGCAGUCGGACCUUGUUGUUGUUUUUGUUAUUGUUGUUGUUGUUUUUUUUAACUCAUUGAUGGAUAAUGAUUUGUCCCAGUGGUUGCGACUUACCUGUCUGUGGGUCAUGCUACCAAUGAGUGAAGGAGGAAGGGGCGUUUAUAUAUGAUGUAUCAGUCUGACUUCAUCACAGUGAUGAAUGGAGAGAUCCUCUUCUCCCCGUUCUACAGCCAUGGUGAAUGACAAAUUACACACUUGUCUCUCAUUGUUUAAUGAACAUCAAGUGCCAAGUGUGUGAUGUGUGAUGUGUGAUGUGUGUGUUUGUGCGUGCCUGCAGGGAUCAGGCAGAGAUUGCAAAGAAAAUUGGGUGAAGCUUUUUGUUAUAAUUUGAGUCUUGUACUUCAUCGUUCCCACCCACGUCAGCAUGGCCACACAUACUGUACAGAGUCGCACACACACACACAUUUGCACACACACUGCCUGCCAUGUAUUGAGCCAAUGCAGCUCUUUCUUGCUUUCUUGCUUUAUUGCUCUAUCCCCAUCCCUAUCUCCCUCCCCGGUGACUCAGGACCGGGACCCGAGCUGCCACAGGCACCGAUAUGAAUAAAGCCGUCAUAAUAAAAACAACACACCAGAAACAAUAUGAGCUCUAAAACGGCAGAACAAAUCAAAUAGCAAACCCAGCAGGCGAAAAACACACGCUACUUUUGACACCGACACAGACAAAAUGAAGAGAGUUAGAGAAGGAGUGGGAGAGAUGUAUGGAGGAGAAAUUAGGAAAGAAAAACAAGGCCAGGUCCCUGUGUGGUCAUGUGCAUUUGAUGUUUUACUUGUACUUAGUUGGGAGGCUGAUAAUCAGUCCCUGACAACAUCUCUUUAUCAUCUGACAGGCUCACGCGGGGAGCAGUGUGUGUGUGUGUGUGUGUGUGUGUGUGUGUGUGUGUGUGUGUGUGUGUGUGUGUGUGUGUGUGUGUGUGUGUGUGUGUGCAUGUUUUGUUUCUCUUUUUGUUUUCUGGGAGGGGGGGUCAGGCACUGAUAGAAACAAAAAAAACCCUGGAGCACAAACAUAACAGAGAAUAUCACCGGCUCUUGAUUUUCUAUGUCAUGAAAACCUUUUGCUGACACAGUUCCUUUUUUUUCUUUCUGUUUCUUGGAAUGUGUAACGUCCACCUCCACCUGCAGAGGCGCUAAUGAUGGUGGAGGGCAAGGAGACAGAGGAGGGAAAAGAUGAGAGAGAAAGAGGGAAUGUAAAGGAAAAGAGGAAAGUGAGGAGAGGACAAAAUAGGGAAACAAGAGAAAGUUAAGCUAAGAGAUGAUAGGAGAUUAAAAAAAAGAGGAAAGAAAUAGGAGGGA